UACAAUUCUAAUUCACAUCACCGAAACAGUAUCUAGAUCCCAAUGCUUUACUUUUCUCGAAGCUUGUAUACACAAAUACAGAUUAGCCUAUCCUUGCUAACUUCGAUGCUGGCAAUGUCUUCGAACUUCCAUGUUUGGGCAGUGUGGGUCUCCUGCUGCAGAUGCAGGCUGCCAUGGUCGCCGGAACCAGUAUCGACAUGCAUUCAGACCAGCGGUGGCGGCAUCAUGACCAAGUCCAAACAUGUUCCAACAGGAACAUCGAGCCAUUCAUUCCAUAUUCGACCUUAGAAAAACAAACAAUCUCUUUUGCCCAGACCGAAUUGAGGAAUAAUGCAAGGAAUGUAUUGGGGGUUAAGCUACUGCCAAACCUCAGUUGAGUAUCAUGUUUCAAUUCCCC
Molecule: messenger RNA, 397 nt
Organism: Aspergillus brunneoviolaceus CBS 621.78
Lineage: Eukaryota; Fungi; Ascomycota; Eurotiomycetes; Eurotiales; Aspergillaceae
Exons: 2
Coding region: 43-288 (81 amino acids)
Source: RefSeq, a predicted model, not a curated record